AUGGCAAAAUUAGUGAAAAAUCGAGGAAGAAGUAGGUUUUUUAGUUGUUGUAAACCCAUACCUUUCAACGAUGACACUAGUAUAAUUAAACGGGGUCAUUUGUAUAAUUCAACAGAUCUAUCUAAUUUGAAGCGUGUUAGAUCACAAGAAAAGUUGGAUUCAAUGUUGGGAAAAGAUUUCACCAAAAAUUUCCGAACAAAUAGAAAGGAGAAGGCUUUUGGCAGGAAUUUAUCUAAUGCACUCAAAAAUGUGUUUUCUGAUACAUCAUUGGGGAAGAAAUCUCAUAGGAAAGAGCCUAAGUGUUCAUUUGGACCAUGUAAAAAGUUUUCAUCUAAAUUUGAGAAAAUAUUUCAUUCUGCGAAGGAAACAAAGUCUUCAUCAAAGGAUUUAUCAAAUAUUACUAAUAGAAUGUCCACAAGUUCAAGCACGGAUGAUUUUUCCUUAUUCACAUCCUCUUCAUUUUCUUCUUCAUCUUCGUCUUCAUCUUCUUCUCGUGCAUCUUCAAGAUCUUCAUCACAGAGAAAGCAAUUUCCGUCUUUUCACAGAUCAAAAUCGGCGAAUAAUAUGCAAAUUUAUGACAACGUAAAAGAAAAAGAAAUCGCCCUACGUUACAACAAGAACGUUGGGACGUAUUCUCUUUUAAUUUGUUUAUUGGUUAUGAUAUUUUGUGGGAAAGUUUUUGCCAUCAUUUGCACUUCAACAUGGUUCUAUUUUGCUCCUCGUUGUUUCAAACGCAUUGACUCAGAUGAGUACAAGAAAAAUGAUCGAUUGUUAUAGUACAAGCAAACAAAAAAAUGUAACUUAUUCUCCUAUCCAUCCUAUCCUUUAUUUUUUAUUUUGUUCCUUUUCUUUUUCUUUAUAAUGUCAUGAAAGCAUGUGCAAUUGCAAUGGCCUUAUUUGUCAUAUUGUAAGUUGUACAAAAUGUUACACA
Molecule: messenger RNA, 931 nt
Organism: Solanum dulcamara
Lineage: Eukaryota; Viridiplantae; Streptophyta; Magnoliopsida; Solanales; Solanaceae
Product: cell wall integrity and stress response component 1-like
Exons: 2
Coding region: 1-777 (258 amino acids)
Source: RefSeq, a predicted model, not a curated record